Papilio polytes (common Mormon) is the source of this 2319-nucleotide messenger RNA. RefSeq names its product laccase-2-like. Gene Ontology annotation, biological process: iron ion transport. The coding region runs from base 404 to 2263 and encodes 619 amino acids. The transcript has 5 exons. Gene Ontology annotation, cellular component: plasma membrane. Gene Ontology annotation, molecular function: copper ion binding; oxidoreductase activity. NCBI's taxonomy places the organism in Eukaryota, Metazoa, Arthropoda, Insecta, Lepidoptera, Papilionidae. The record is from RefSeq and is a predicted model, not a curated record.
UUAUGAAAUCAAUCAAGUCAACUACAAUUUCCAUCUGUACUUGUCUUUUAAUUGCAGUUGCACAAUAAGUUACGUCACGAUGUGGAGAGAGUUCGUGCGGCGCGGGGCUCGCCAAUUUACUUCCGAAUUGGAGCCCUCUUAAUGCAGCGAGUAGCGACGUUAAAAGACUAGCCUCAGGCGCCGUUGCACCUCGAUGUUGCAACGUAAACAGAUAGUGGAUCGGGUUGCAAGUCCAAGCCGCAACCAGUCGCCACUCAAUGGUCGGCUCGCGUGGUCGGCUCGUCACGCUCUGACGUCAUUAUCUUGUAAAGGAAUCGGUGUGCAAUUCAAAAAUGUCGUAAGAUAUUGCGCGGCCGUACUUACUCAACUAGUGAGCGAAAUAAGUUAAGGUUUAUUAUCAAAGAUGGAGAAGGAAAGCGUCGACCCACGCGAUGUGUUCGUGAAGCCUAACUACAUGCUGAUGUCCUUGCAGAGGAUACUCGUGUUGUUUGUUAUAUUGGCCGGUGUAAUUGUUGUUGUUUAUUACACACCGAUGCCAGAGGAGUAUUUUGAAAACUGUGAUCGUGAAUGCCAUGAAUUGGAUUGGCCGAUGAUUUGUCGUGUGAAACUAGUCAUAGAAGUCUAUAAAACAUACAGCAAAUCUUGUAACAAUUGCGCCGAAGCACAUGGUGCAGACUGUCCACCGAUGUGCAUAACAGCCGAUGGUCGAGAACGCGGCGUAUUGGCUGCUAACAGAGAACUGCCUGCACCAUCCUUCCACGUCUGCCAGAACGAUAUCCUUGUUGUAGAUGUAGUGCAUCGAGCUCCAGCCCACGCUCUAUCUAUCCACUGGCGGGGACAACCACAACGGGAAACUCCUUUCAUGGAUGGUGUGCCAAUGUUGACUCAAUGCCCGCAGCCUGCUUAUACAACAUUCCAGUAUAAAUUCCGAGCAUCAGCUGUAGGGACGCACAUGUACCAUGCACAUUCCGCAGCAGAUGCUGCAGACGGACUCGCUGGUGCGUUUAUAGUACGUCAAUCGCCUCGACUAGAUCCGUUAAGGAAACUGUAUGACGUAGAUGCUACUGAGCAUACGAUCUUCGUAGCUGAAUGGGGCCAUUCUAUGGGACCGUUAGCUGGAGUGACACCCAACGCACCGAACGCAGAGUCAUUACUAAUUAACGGAAAGGGUAGAUCAUCCGAAUUUUCGAAUGCUCCAAUAUCAACAUUUACUGUUGAAAAUGGAAAGAGAUAUAGAUUCCGUCUUAUGUAUGGAGGUGGAUCUAAAAGUUGUCCAAUUAAAUUUUCUGUUGACGAGCAUGUCCUUAAAGUGAUUGCUUUGGAUGGUUCUGGUAUUCAGCCUGAGGAUGUUGACGCUAUAACAUUUGCUAGAGGAGAGAGAGUAGAUUUCGUUCUAGACGCAAAUAAAGCUAGCGGAGUAUACAAAAUAAGAGUAGUAGCUGAGAAGUCAUGUCAGGAGGAUUUAGAAGGUGUAGCAGAGUUAGUCUAUAAGACUUUGGAUAGUAAAAUUCAGAAAACAACUGAAAACGUUAAUCUUCCAGUGACUCGUGAAGUAACUACAGUGAAUAGUGACAAGUGUGCUAGUGACAAAGUGUUGUGUCUGAAUGAAAUACACUCUGCGGACAAUUUUCCGGCCAAGCUCGCAGCAACCAUAGAUGAAGUUAUUUAUGUGCCUUUCAACUAUUCCACAAGACAAAUAUCAGCUAAACGAGUCGAGAGCUGGGGUCAGACCGAUGGUUUCCGUUUCACGUACCCUGCAUCACCCUUGCUGACGCAGGGUAAUGAUGUGGCCCCCGAAGCGAUCUGCGCUCGAGGCUCCAACGAAGACGAAUGUGUUCACGUUAAGAAAAUCCCCUUGAGGUCUACUGUCGAGUUGGUUAUGUUUGAUCAAGGUGGAGAAUCAGAUCAUAUAUUCCAUCUUCACGGCUACAAUUUCUACGUAGUCGGUAUACGCGAGUUUAAUACUAGUGUUGAUAAAAAUAAAAUCAAAGAAAUGCACGAGCAAGGAACAUUAUUUGCUACAAGAAACUUAAUCGAUCCUGUAAUCAAAGAUACGAUUGUUAUACCGAAAUUCGGUGUCGUGGCUUUACGAUUCGAGGCUGAUAACCCCGGGUAUUGGAUGAUGAGGGACGAAAGAUCAGCACAUUGGACGAGAGGCCUCGAUUUUGUGCUAAAGGUUGGUGAGGAAAGUGACUUCGUUCAAGCACCUCCUGAUUUCCCUAAGUGCGGUUCCUAUGUAGGUCCUGAAUAUUUUUUAAUUUAAACUUGAAGUGUAAUAAAGCUAGUUAAUUUAGUUACCAGUGUUUUUGAUAUAUUUUG